Molecule: messenger RNA, 4590 nt
Organism: Closterium sp. NIES-65
Lineage: Eukaryota; Viridiplantae; Streptophyta; Zygnematophyceae; Desmidiales; Closteriaceae
Source: the annotation of a GenBank genome assembly
AUGCGGGAUGUUAGACCAACUGUCGAGAAUCACAGUCAGAUCCUCCCUUGUUCAAGCGGACAAUCUCCUUCUCUGCGCCUCUCCUCCAUUGAGCGUACCCUCUCAUGUGCCGCUGCUCCUCUCUUCCAUUGUGCGUGCACUCUCUUUCCCCUCCGCGCCAUUCGCAUUUCGUCCCCAUCAUCUCCUGCUGUGCGUACACUAUCACAUACACCGCUGCUCCUCUCCUCCCUUGUGCCUUCUUUCUCCCUACCCCCCGCUCCUCUUUUUCCGUGCGCCUUCACUCUCAUUCCCUCUCAUUCUCUCAUUCCGUGCGCCUGCACUCUCAUUCCCAUCUCAUUCCCCUCUCAUUCUCUCAUUCCAUGCGCCUUCACUCUCAUUCCCCUCCCAUUCUCUCAUUCCGUGCGCCUGCACUCUCAUUCCCCUCUCAUUCCCCUCUCCUUCUCUCAUUCCGUGAGCCUUCACUCUCAUUCCCCUCUCAUUCUCUCAUUCCGUGCGCCUUCACUCUCAUUCCCCUCUGUUUCUCUUUUUCCGUGCGCCUUCAAUCUCAUUCCCCUCUCAUUCUCUCAUUCCGUGCGCCUGCACUUUCAUUCCCCUCUCAUUCUCUCAUUCCGUGCGCCUGCACUCUCAUUCCCCUCUCAUUCCCCUCUCAUUCUCUCAUUCCGUGCGCCUGCACUCUCAUUCCCCUCUCAUUCUCUCAUUCCGUCCGCCUGCACUCUCAUUCCCCUCUCAUUCCCCUCUCAUUCUCUCAUUCCGUGCGCCUGCACUCUCAUUCCCCUCUCAUUCCCCUCUCAUUCUCUCAUUCCGUGCGCCUGCACUCUCAUUCCCCUCUCAUUACCCUCUCAUUCUCUCAUUCCGUGCGCCUGCACUCUCAUUCCCCUCUCAUUCCCCUCUCAUUCUCUCAUUCCUUGCACCAUCUCUCGCAUUCCCCUCUACUCCUCUUCUCACGUGCGCGUCCUCUCGUUCCCCUCUGAAUCUCUCCAGUGCGCCCUCUCUCUCUUCCCUCUGUUUCUCUUCAAGUCUGCACUCUUUCUCUCGUCCCUUUCUCUCGUGCACUCUUCUCAUGGCCUCAUAUGCUUCGCGCUGCCCUUUGAACAAGAUGAUGAUGCCUCUAGUAAUGCUGCUGUAUCUGGUGCUGAUGAUGAUGGUGGGGAGGGACCUCAAGCAGGUGCUGCACUGGCGGAAGAGGAAGAUCCCCCUCAGUUUAACCUCAAGGAUGCUCUUGCGCAUUGGAUCCUCUCCAACCGACUCUCUAUCAGUCAGGUUAACGCUCUCUUGGAAAUCUUGCGCAAGAGCAUUCUUGAAAUCCAAGAUUGGAAGUCCUAUCGAGACGUGCAGGCGUACGCUGAGUCUAGGGCGACGGAUGGCCACCGAGGUUGGCGACGAAAGACCAUCCGGUCACGUAACAAGGCGUGGCUGGAGUAUUGGUACUGUGAUCCCCUGAUUGCUCUGCAGGACCUGUUGAAGAACCCCAAGUUGGCUGCCAAGAUGGUGUUCCAUGCAGAUCCUCAAUACGUUGGGAACGUGAGGGUGUACAGUACCCCCGAAACAGGCCUAUGGUGGGAGAGGUUGCAAACUUUGGUGCGGGGGGAGGAUCCGGAUGGAGUUGUGGCUGCUUUGAUCCUUGCGAGUGACGAGACGCAUAUAGAUCAUAGAGGGAAGGCGAAGGGUCAUCCUGUGUAUCUCACGUUGGGUAACAUUGAUAAGGACGAUAGGUGGCAACCCUUUGGGCACGUGCUACUAGCACUGCUCCCUGAGUUUCCUGCAGAGUACAACGUAGUGGAUAAGAUGCAAGUCCACAAUUACAUCAUGCGAGAGGUGCUGCAAUCUCUUAAGACGGCAUCCUACACCGGCAUAGCUAUGAAGAAUGCUGCAGGAGAGUCUAUCAACGUGUGGCCCUACUUGUGGGAGUCCGACACCAUUCUCAACCCGUACCUUGCGGUGCUGCCCGAUGUGAUGCACCAAGCAGAUUUGGGCAUUUACGAGCACAUUGUCGACUUCAUUCGCGCGCAUGUGAAGUUACUGGCAGAUAGAAAGAAGCUGGACAGGAUCCUUAGGAUGUUACACAACCUCAAGACCGCAUUCCCGCACACGUCGGAUUGGAACUUCAUUAAGAUGCACCUCAUCAGUCACUACAUAGACUCCAUUCGUAGGUCGGGCCUGCCCGAGCACUAUUCUGCACAACUAUACGAGCACCUACACAUAGAGUACAUUAAAAACCCUUACAGGGCGUCGAAUAAACGGUCAGUCAAUAGCCAGAUCGUCGGCAGCGAAGAGGCACGACUUCGUCUUCAGUAUAUCGCGCCCCAGCUCAUGGCGAAGAAGAAGUAUGACACCGCCAUGGUGAAGGUGCCGGACGCGAAGCGUGAUGGCCCGUUGCAGGCCAUCAUCGGCGAGGAGUUGAAACACUUGCGUGCGGCAUUGGAUAGGGCACCUGGCUGUGACGGCAAUGGGGAAGCUAUCAAGGAAGUACAUGUCCACUGGAAACUCGCCAUGCCAGCUGCGGUUGAUGCGCAGUAUAGUCGCCUGCCGCACCGCAUCCGCGCCCUGCCCAUGCACCAUGGCCGUCAAUGGUUUUCUGAUGUGGCGGUCAAAGGUGAGGGCUCAGACGGGGACGAGGAGUGGUUUGCGAAAACCCUUCUGUUGUUUCAUGCCAAGGUUGCGGGCACGGUUAAAAACUAUGCGUUCCUCAAGUACUACAGGGAACAGGCCAGCGUUGAUGCAGCCACCAAGUGCAAGCUGGGAGAUGACGUUAUUAUAGAAGAGAUUAAGAGGCGGCAGUUAGCUAAAGAGACUGCCUUAAAAACAGCUGUAGUCAACACUCUCCACGGCGCUCCCACAGUUGGUAAGACGGCAGCUGCAGGCCGUCGGGGCGGGUCUAAGAGGAAACGUGCUGCCGCCGGCUCUGGUGCACGUGGUCGAUCCUCUGGUGCGAAUGGCAACAUUCCUGCAGGCUCGCCAUCCGCUGACAACCCUACCACCGGCACUUCGUCAGAAGCAGAAGGCGCGAACCCUGCACCGGUGGCAGAAGCAACGGACUCCACGCAAAACGGCGCACCAACCACAGGCGGCAUAGUCUGCGGUUCGCGUCUAAACCCUGAUACUGGAGCUCUCCCUGCACCCCCCGUUCCUGCCGCCGGAGCCCCGGGUCCGAUGAUGGCAGCAGUGAUUGAGGCCGCAGAGGAGGGCGGCGUGGAUCCCUUCAUCGCAUACGCCGGCAUCGAAGCUGGUAGCGAUGACGAAGACGGGAACGACGACAAUGCAGAUGAUGCUGACGGCGUCCAAGCGGGAAACGACGAUAAGUUGCGCGCAGCGGAGGUUCGGGCGGCGGAAGUGUGCGCGGCGGAGGUUCGGGCGGCGGAGCUUCGGGCGGCGGAGGUCCGGGCGGCGGAAAUUUGGGCGGCGGAGCUUCGAGCGGCGGAGCUUCGGGCGGCAGAGGUUCGCGCAGCGGAGGACCGCGCGGCUGCGGUUCGCGCGGCAUAUGUGCGCUCUGCGGAGGCUCGCCAGGAUGAGCUGGCGCCGCACACCUCGCAGCCUAAUAACCCGGCAGCACUCGCAAGGCGUGAACGGUCGCAAGUUGCUGGUGCACACCAUUUCAGGGAAGCACGACAGCUGGAGGCGCAGUUGCGUGACCUGCAGAACACGGUCUCCACUCUGAACACGCAUCUUCUGGAGGCUCGGGCCAGGAUCAAGGCGGUGGAGGCGGAACGCGAUAGUCUGAAAACGCAGUUGGAGUCGAUACAGCGACAGCUCUCAGAGGAAGUCGCUGGAACGAGCGCGGACAUGGGCGCCCUUCGGGACCCUUCCGACCCCCAGGAUAUGGUGGGUAAAACCUACGCCUGGCUCAUCACCCUUGCCCCUGCAGGAGAGAUGGAGUUCUAUCCACUGUGGGAAGAAUUCCAGCCACAUUUGGUGCGCAAGUACAUAGCCGAGGGGACCACGCAAGAUGAGUACUACCUCUUCAUGGGCGGGAACAGCAAGCGCAUUGAACGGGCGCUGAAGGUGAUUGGCUGCAAACGUGCGAACAUGAAGAAGCCGAUCAAGCUCUGGGCAUGGGGUGCUGGUGGCGUCAUUGACGAGGAGAAAUGGUUCCUCUUGAAGGUUGGUGGCAUCACACCAACAAAGGCGCGUGAUGAAAAAGGCUGGGUGGAGCAGUUCAAACACCCGAAGUACGGCUAUGACUGGCACUGCUCUGCUCAGGGCCGCCCUUUCGCUGCUGCGGCCUUUGAGCUGGCAGUCAAGAAGGCUUUUGUCAGCGCCCGGUGCAACAUGUUUGCAGUGAAGAUCCCAGCAGUCGGCUAUCUUUGCAACGUGGUUGAAUGGCCAUUGGAGAACCACAAGGGCAAGAAGGGUCAUGCAUCUCUUGACAACAACGAGACCAACAACCGCAACAACGUGCAUGCCAAGACAAGGGUGGUGGCGGCAUGGCUGAAGGAAACCCUUGAAAGGGAGCCUGCCACAUUCAAGAUCGAUGAGCCGAUGGGGUUCGAGAUGGGUGUUGGGAAAGUGAGGAUCCUGAUUGAGGGUUAUGAGCUGUUUUUCUUCCCCUCUGGUGUCGUUCCAACCCCCUGGCCUCCCGUUAACAAUCUGUGA